This is a messenger RNA of Gopherus flavomarginatus (Mexican gopher tortoise), 1748 nucleotides long. It is a transcript of the gene C5H11orf16, whose product is annotated as chromosome 5 C11orf16 homolog. The transcript has 7 exons. NCBI's taxonomy places the organism in Eukaryota, Metazoa, Chordata, Testudines, Testudinidae. Bases 108 to 1748 code for a protein of 546 amino acids. The record is from RefSeq and is a predicted model, not a curated record.
AUGACUUUUCACACCAAACAGGCAAAAGGGCAGGAUUUCUGAAGUCAGGCCAGGUGUGGGAUGACAAGAUUGGGCACUCUCAAUAUCUGGUAAUUGCUUAUGAGGGAAUGGAGAAUCCAGGAAGAUCCUUGUGUACAGAGCACAAGUACUGCAGAGCAGUGACAGCACUAGAUAAACUCUCAUGCAGCAACUUUGUAACUAAUACCGAUCUCUUCUCUAGUGGCUCUUUCAUAGUGCAUCCUGCUUGGGUUACCAGACCUCUCAUCCCCCAAAGGUGCUCAUGGAUUGGCCACUGUCCCCUUUUCCCGGACACACCAUGUAAGGGACUGAAGGUGCGGGAAAAAUCAGUGGACAUUGCUCAUGUUCCUGUUCUAGCAAGAAGGGAAUCUGAUGGGUUUUAUUAUCUUGGUACAAUAAAGCAGGAGAUAGAGGGCGAGAGAGGAACUUUCCUGGUAGAGUUCGACAAACCACUUGCAUCAGGUGACAAGUAUUCAGUAUGUGUGCAAAAAACAGCCAGGGAUGACAUCCUUGAAUAUGUCAAUGGAAUGAGGCACUCUAUACUCCCUGGAGACAAAGUGCUGGCACCCUGGGAACCAGACCUGGUCAGAUAUGGCCCUGGAACCAUCCUACUGGGCAUUGAAACACGGGAUCCCCUGAGAGCCUCAGAGGAUGAAGAAAUCAUGGUCUGUUUUUGGAAUGACAAGAAAGUGAAAGUACCACUAGGUGUGGCCUUAUGGAUUCCACCAGACACAUGGGAAAGGAUAGUGGAGACGAUUCACAUGCCCUUCACCAGUCGAUUAAAGCGUACGAACCCCCUCACCACCACUAGCUCUUACACUUCUACUUGUAGACUUCUAAGAGCCCCCAUCCAUUCAUGUGCUUUAGACGAUGGGCUAAGUAAGUACAGGUGGCCAUGGCCAUGGCUAUGGCCAUUUAUCUGCCCCCCUUUCCAUGGUCAUUGUCACAGUAUAUGCUGUUCACCAGUCCAUGUGGGAUGCAUCUGCUGCUCCCAUCCCAAAUUCAGUGCCUGGCGGCCUCUAAUAUCCACAUCUUUGCUCCCUCAAAGAAGCACUAAACAGCAAGAGUCCAAUAACAAGCCCACUGCACAACUUCUAGAAUUGGAAAGUCCAAAGGAAAAUGAACCAGCAGCAGCUGCUACUACUGCUUCUUCCUCCUCCUCCUCCUCCUCCUCCUCUGAUUUAGGAAGUGAGGAAGAGAUGGGCCUAACGAAGAGCACGGUGGUGGAUAGUGCUGUUAAUACAGAUUCCAGCCUUUUCAAAAAACUCAAACUGAAAGAUGCUGCAAGACCUGAGUGGAAGUACUGGAAGAGAAGCCACGCCAAGUCACAUCCUAGGAAUCCAGGAAUCAGCAUUCCCAGCAGCAAGUGUACAAAGGGGAAAGCAGAAUCCAGAACCAUUUUCUCCUUCGACAUGCACCCUGUGGCACCAACCGACCACAGUGCAAUGUUUGAAACUAUUGAACAGUCUCCGAGAAGACAUCUCACACUGAAAGAUGUCUUAAUCCACCAUGAUUUCAAGCCAUCAUUGGGGCCACAGGCCACUCCUUUUUUAGAGAACCUUGGAGAAAAUCAAAUAGAAUGUGAACGUCAGAGAAGAGCCUGCAUGGAACAAAAAAGAAAGAAAAAAAUCCAGCAGCAGCAGUGGGAGUGUGAAAGAGAACAGCAGGCUGAAGAGAAGUACUACACUGCACAGGAACACCGGAGGUACAUCACACAGGUCAAGUAUUAG